Belonocnema kinseyi is the source of this 456-nucleotide messenger RNA. RefSeq lists its product as uncharacterized. The record is from RefSeq and is a predicted model, not a curated record. Lineage: Eukaryota; Metazoa; Arthropoda; Insecta; Hymenoptera; Cynipidae. The transcript has a single exon. The coding region runs from base 1 to 456 and encodes 151 amino acids.
AUGAACGAUUUAAAAAUAAGAAAAAGAGUUCACAAAAAGAGCAAAUUAACAUCACUCGAUCCAUUUAUUGAUCGAGACGGAAUAAUUAGGGUAGGAGGCCGAUUAAAAAACUCAUCCAUGCCUCAAUCUCAACAGCAUCCCAUGUUCUUGCCACGAUCAAGCCAUAUUACUGGGCUAAUAAUUCUCAACGAGCAUUUGGAAAACAAACACGCCGGGAUACUGACAACGUUUUAUGCUGUACGUCGACGAUUUUGGCCCCUCGAUGGCCGAAGUCAAGUGCGAAAGAUCAUUCGUAAAUGUAUCACAUGCUUCCGUAUAAAUCCGUCGACAGCUGAAUACUUAAUGGAAAACUUGCCAAGCAUUAGAAUAACUCAAGCGCGUCCAUUUAGUAAGGUUGUAGUCGAUUAUUGUGGUCCAUUUUACGUUAAAGAAAAAAAAUUCCGCAAUCAAUCGUGA